AUGCUCCUGGGCCGCAGCCGCAGCCCCGGAGGCCCCCGCAGCAGCGUCAUCGGCACCGAGGAGUUCGCCAAGCCGCAGCGCUCGAGCUUCUUCGGGCGCCAGCUGGCCCGCUUCCUGCGCCGCGCCUCCACCGUGGCGGUCGAGCAGCCCAGCCACGUGCCCGUGGCGCCCAGCACGCGCGGCGCCGUGUCCGCGACGUCCCUGCGCCGCACGUCCGCGCAGGCCGACGUCGCGGCCAUCGGUGCCGUGGACCCGCAGAUCGCCUUCAACGUGCACGAGCCGCACAGCUUCGCGGUCAGCACGCGCAACGGCGCGCGCAUGGGCAAUGAGGACCGCUUCCGCGCCAUCGACGACUUGGAUCUGUACGGCCGCGGGCUGCUGGAGGUGCUGCCGCGCUCCGUGCCGCCGUUCUUCGCCGACCUACUCAAGGGCAAAGUGCUCGAGACCUUCGUGCUGGAGGGCCGCGCGCCGGCGCUGCGCGUCCGCAGCCUGCUCAAGCACGGGCGAGGGCAGGAGGACACGCAGUUCUUCGGCGUGUAUGACGGACACGGAGGAGCGCGGACGUCGUCGUUGUUGGCACUCUUAUUCCCGGUCUAUAUCUUAGCGGCGCCCGAGUAUAAGACCGACCUGGCGGCGGCGUGCCACUCCGCGAGUAUGGCGAUCAAUGAGGAGAUCUUGAAGCGAGAGAACAGCGGCCAGUGCGAGGGCGGAUCCACUGCGGUCACGCUGCUGAUUCGAGGCAAUAAAGCGAUACUGAGCAAUACUGGAGACUGCAGGGCCAUCAUGGUCGCCAAGAGGGACAAGACGGCGCAGGUCACGCAGCUCACGACGGACCACAAGGCCUCGAACGACCAGGAGAAGCAACGGAUUGAGGAACAUGGCGGCAUGGUGCUGUAUGUGAAGGGCGUGGCCAGGGUUAAUGGUCGACUAGCCGUGGCCAGAGCGUUCGGAGACGCCGAAAUGAGCCCGCUCGUCAUUGCGGACCCAGAGGUGACAGUCCACGAAUUGCAUCGAGAAGACGAGUACAUUGUCAUGGCCUCGGACGGACUUUGGGACGUGCUGACUAACGAGCAGGUGGCUUCUUGUGUCAGGAAUAACCCAUGGCUCAAUGUCCAGGAGAUGGCUAACAUGCUGACGGAACGCGCCGUUGAGCUCGGUACUAUGGACAAUGUGACGGUGAUGGUGGUGGACGUGCGCGGCAGAAUAACCUGA
Molecule: messenger RNA, 1212 nt
Organism: Phytophthora sojae
Lineage: Eukaryota; Oomycota; Peronosporomycetes; Peronosporales; Peronosporaceae
Exons: 2
Coding region: 1-1212 (403 amino acids)
Biological process (GO): protein dephosphorylation
Molecular function (GO): cation binding; protein serine/threonine phosphatase activity
Source: RefSeq, a predicted model, not a curated record